AUGGUUCUUAGCAAGGGUAAAAAGAGAGCAAGUGUAAGUAAUGAAGAGAAAACAAGUGAAUUCGUUGAAUCAGAUUCUGGAAUGGAUGAAAGUGAAAAAGACUCAAGUGACGAAGAUGAGCAAGGGUUAAAUUAUGAAGACAAGUCAUUAUUAGUAGCAAACAAAAUAAUGCCACCAUUCUUAAAAGAUUUCAAACUCGUGACAAGAAUGCCACCAAGAAUCAUGGUUCUGACGAUACAAGUGACAAUAUACCUAAAAAGAAAAAAUAAAUAUCAUACAAAGAAAGCUACUUCAGACUUAGGAACAGAUACUACUAGUGAUGAGGAUUCUACUAAAAAGUCAGAUCCAAUUGAAAAACCAGAUAAAGCAAAGUAUAUCAACAUUCCUAAAAUCCUAAAGAUUAAGAAGCCUAUAUACAAUUCUUACCAGAAGUCACUUCAUUUGAUGAUUGUAGCAAAAUAUGAGAAGAAGAAACCUGAGUUUCAAAAAAUACCUGAAAGUAAAAAGGAUGAGAUUAUUCAAAAGUUUAAAUGCAAGAAUCCCAAAUUCUCUCUUAUAGCUUGUGAUUGGGCUAUUAGAUAA
Ambispora gerdemannii is the source of this 582-nucleotide messenger RNA. Lineage: Eukaryota; Fungi; Glomeromycota; Glomeromycetes; Archaeosporales; Ambisporaceae. The record is from the annotation of a GenBank genome assembly.